AUGUCGUGGCAGACUUACGUUGACGAUCACUUGAUGUGCGAUGUUGAAGGCAGCCGCCUCACCGCCGCCGCAAUUCUCGGCCAAGACGGUAGCGUCUGGGCUCAGAGCGCAAAUUUCCCCCAGUUGAAGCCUGAGGAAAUCACUGGCAUCAACACCGAUUUUAACGAGCCUGGAACGCUUGCCCCAACUGGAUUGUUCAUCGGUGGCACUAAGUACAUGGUCAUCCAAGGAGAGCCCAAUGCUGUCAUUCGUGGGAAGAAGGGAGCUGGUGGUGUUACAAUCAAGAAGACCACCCAAGCCUUGGUCUUUGGUAUCUAUGAAGAGCCAAUGACUCCUGGUCAGUGCAAUAUGGUUGUGGAGAGGCUCGGUGACUACCUGAUUGAAUCAGGGCUCUGA
Messenger RNA from Eruca vesicaria subsp. sativa (arugula), 396 nucleotides. Lineage: Eukaryota; Viridiplantae; Streptophyta; Magnoliopsida; Brassicales; Brassicaceae. The record is from the annotation of a GenBank genome assembly.